Messenger RNA from Brassica napus (rape), 1718 nucleotides. Its product is annotated as non-specific lipid transfer protein GPI-anchored 9-like. NCBI's taxonomy places the organism in Eukaryota, Viridiplantae, Streptophyta, Magnoliopsida, Brassicales, Brassicaceae. Bases 16 to 456 code for a protein of 146 amino acids. The transcript is spliced from 3 exons. The record is from RefSeq and is a predicted model, not a curated record.
CACAUAAAACACAAGAUGGAGAUUUGCAAAUUUCUCACCGUGAUAUUCGUCGCCGUUGUCGUCCUCUACUCCGUCCAGGCAGCAGAACAAGGAGGAGAUCAUCAUUUGAUGGCCUGCAUGCAAAAACUUAUGCCGUGUCAAAAGUACAUACACGCAGUGAAUCCGCCGCCUCCAGCGUCAUGUUGCGGACCAAUGAAAGAGAUCGUGGAGAAAGACUCCCAGUGCCUAUGCACAGUUUUUAACAACCCGGCGUUGCUCAAAUCACUCAACCUCACCAAAGAAAAUGCUCUUGAUCUUCCCAAGGCCUGUGGAGCUAAUCCUGACGUCUCAAUCUGCACCAAAACCGCUUCAUCUCCGCCUAUUGCGUCGCCCACCAGCGGAGGCUCUUCCGUUCAAGCUGUCAGCAUCAUCGGUCUUGCCUUUGCGUUUGCUUUUGUGGCAAAAAUCUUAUACUGAUUAUGUCAUCCCUAUAUUUUAUGCCUGUUUUGUUGUCAACUUGUCAUCAUUUUCUAUGUUUGUGCCUAAAUAUUUUUUCUGUUUCGUUUAUUUACAUUUUACAUGGUUGAAUCUUGGUUAUGUUUUGUAUUUUGAUAAUUCUUGGCAAAAGACUUACCUUCUAACUGCCAAUUAUACAUUUAGAAUAUAUUUGAGUACAAAUAAACAUACCAAAAUGUAAUUGUAUGAAUGGAUGGAUGGGAUGGUAGCAAAAAAUAUACUAAACAAAAAAAAAACCGGACGAAGAAAAGUGAAAAAGGUUCAACUCCUUUAAAAAGCUGUGUAGUAUGGCAAAUAUAAACCGAAAAUUAAAAAUAUACUAUAUAUUACUGUUAGUUUGUUUGAAUUACUCAAUUCAUUUUACGUUGAUUACAAAUAUUUUGUAAAACACAAAUAUUUUUUGUACGAAGGAGGAUAAGUAUUUAAUUUGUAAAGCUACAAGCAAACAAAAAGAUAGUUCGGUUUCAGAUCAGAUAUAUUUUCUUUUCCAACGACAUAUAACUGAACACUGUUUACAAUAUAAACAUCAUAGAGAGAAUUCUAUCUUUACUUCGAAUUUGAAGCAGAAAAAUGACGAACACAUAAUAAACAAAUUAUAAAGAGAAUUGGUUCGUAAUCUCUCUUUAUAUAAUAAUAAUGUAUCAUCGCGUUUGUUUCCUGUAGAGGACGGAUUUGACCAUCUCACAAGGCCCAAGGAAUAGAAAGGCCUGGCCCGGAUUGGGUUGAGCGACGGCUCGAUCGGUCGGCUCAAGAGUCAGGUCUCUCGGCUUGACUCUUGAGUACUUUUAGUCGAUCAUCAUCGACUGAAAGACAUCCAGCUCAGCGGCUGCUCGGACGCCUACGGGCUUCUCGGCCCAGCAGAGGAGGCCCACCAAGAUGGCGUAAAUUAGGUCAAAGACGAGGCAUCAGGACGUCUAUAUAAGGGAAAGGGGAGACAACGAGAAGAGGGAUCCGAAAUCAUUGACCAAGACUUGGCGGCUAGAUUAGGGUUUUCACCUUUGCUCCAUCUCGCCGUUAGUUGUACUUUUCCGGUAGCUCAUCGAGCCACCGGCUUUCUUUCUGUCGCAUUCUCUUCUUUCCCCUUGUAACCGACUGAACGUUCGCCCGACCAUAAAUAAGACGUCUUUGUUAAACCCACAUCUUCUUUAUUACCGUUUUCCGAUCAAACAGUUGUCGCCCACCGUGGGAGCAUGACGCUGGCAUUUGUCGCACUUGCGCACGUA